Molecule: messenger RNA, 1986 nt
Organism: Cryptomeria japonica (Japanese cedar)
Lineage: Eukaryota; Viridiplantae; Streptophyta; Pinopsida; Cupressales; Cupressaceae
Exons: 5
Coding region: 197-1513 (438 amino acids)
Molecular function (GO): protein binding
Source: RefSeq, a predicted model, not a curated record
AUUCUUUUGUUAUCACGAAACUUUCGAAAAUAAAAUGUAAAGAACAAAGCUUAUAUUUUCUUACCUGCAACAUAAGUUUUUUCAUAUCAUGAUGCCCGUGCUCCACAAAAAUAAGACCUGCAGCAGCUCCAUGGCACCCAUUGCAUCCUCCAGUACUCCUAAUAUUGGAACGACUUUGUGAUUUACAAAUAAUUGUAUGAGUAUGAAUUCCACAGAAUCGAUAAUAACAGCAGCUGAGAACACCAGGGAGAGCAUUGAUCAUGCGGGGGACAGGGAUGAGGACGAGGACGAAGAAGAAAUAGACAAAGAAUUGGAAAAGGUUGCAGCCACUUUCGUUCUUCAACCAUCUUCAAUUCAACCAGAAGCAACGCAGAAUGUCAAUGAUAUUUACCCUCAGAGAGAAUCACUUCUAACUUUCCAGUUUCCCGGCUGGGGAAUCGACAUAUGCAAAGGCGCCGCUAUUAGCAGGCACGUCGGAAAUACGGCCGAUUGCCCUUCUUCCUCUCUGAAAUCUGCCAAGAAAUGUUUUGGAGCGGCGGACAAGCCCGGGAUUGGAACCUUCGUCUACAGGAUUCCAAAUGAAUUAUGGAUGCACAUUCUGAGGUUUUUGAAUGCCAAGGAGCUUUGCUCUCUCAGGCAGACCUGCUGCUGGUUUUAUUUUCUUGCUUCCCAUGAUGAUGCCUGGCAUGACACGCAUCAACAUGACCACAAAGUGGAGGAAGAGCGCCUACUUCAAUCUCCCUUACCCAGGUGGAUUAAAAUUAAGGGUAGCAUUUUGGAUUCCCAAAUAAAACAGAGGCUUUCUUAUUUUUCAAAAGGUUACGACUACCUAAGAUCAGCAUUAAAUUCAUGGUGGAAUGUUGGGGGACCAGAUUGGCAUUACAGCUCUAAGUCCUUGCAGUCUUUAAUUAACAAGAUGGCAGCUCGUGAAUGGCCUGUUGUAUAUGAUGCUUUUGCAGUGGUUUUCUCAGAGCGUGUUGACAUCCUUGCAAAUUAUCUUUUAACAGAGUUUGAAAGUGGAGCUGCAUGCAAUGUUGAUGCUCACCCCUUAAAGAAAGGCGGAUCUCCCCAGUGUUAUCAGUUGUGCAUGGAAGACAGGCAUUCUUCCACAAGGAAGUCUCUAUCAAGUACAGAGGAUGGUUUACUUGGCAAAGAGAUGUGGCAAUUUGUGCAAGAAUCAUGGGUGCGAUAUAAACGUUGGCUCAGUCUUGUCUCUACUCAUUGUCAAUAUUUAAACUAUCAAGUCACGCUUGAGAGAGCGAGGUCCUCGAUAUGGACUUCAACACCAACAGUUUAUGACAAAGGCAUCAUUUGUUUCAGGAACCAGAUUCUUCUGAGAUAUAGGAUUCGCAAUCAUCUCCAAUGUGGUCUGUCAUGGCUGAUUAGGCAGGAUGCACUAGACAUUGCAUCAGAAAAUGAUACAGACUUGCUAAAUGCCAUUCUUCACCUUUUACAGCUAACCGGAUGGAACUUUUUACACCUAUAUACACGAGAGAAUGCUUAUAAAAAAUAGAGGUGGUUUCCGCAAGUAGUACUUGAGCUAAGACAAUUUUAUUGAUGUCAGCAAAGUUUGGGGUGGGUGUCCAUAGACGGUUUGUCAUACCCAUACGGAUUGCUCAUAAAAGUUUGUGAUGAGUGUCCACAAACCAUUUGCCUGCGCUUAUACAAAUUGCUUCAACAAAAACGGAAAACUAAGGGAAGUUGAAAAGCUUGACACUAAAAACAUAAUUGAGGUGGAUGGCCUUUCAACUUGCAUCUUAUGUGGUCAGGAAAACCAAAUUAAAUUGUUCUACGUACAAAACUAAAUAUUUAAUUAACAAAACUAGUACAUUUUGGAUCAAUAUUCCUAAGAUAUUCUUCUAUAAGAUGGAAAGUCUAUCUUCAUUUGUAUUUCUUUGACUUGGUUUGAAUCCAAAAGCCUAGUCAAUAUGACUACUUGUUCAUUUGUGGGACAAAAAAUAGAAUCAACUAUUUGUGUUGUCAACA